Neopsephotus bourkii (Bourke's parrot) is the source of this 1841-nucleotide messenger RNA. RefSeq names its product angiopoietin 4 (gene ANGPT4). Gene Ontology annotation, biological process: signal transduction. The coding region runs from base 1 to 1521 and encodes 506 amino acids. Gene Ontology annotation, molecular function: receptor tyrosine kinase binding. The transcript is spliced from 9 exons. The record is from RefSeq and is a predicted model, not a curated record. NCBI's taxonomy places the organism in Eukaryota, Metazoa, Chordata, Aves, Psittaciformes, Psittacidae.
AUGCGGGUGCUGAGCCUCGGCCUCCGCCUCCUGGCGCUGACCUGCGCCGUGACCGCGCUGCGCGGGGCCGGAGCGCAGCGGCGGGCGCUGGACGCGGGCAGCCGCCGGCGCUCCCACCGGGUGCAGCACGGGCACUGCAGCUACACCUUCGUGCUGCCCGAGGCCGACCCCGCGCCCUGCGCUGCAGCCGCCGCUGCCGCCGCCGCCGCUGUCCCCGGUCCGGCCAAGGCGCUCCUGCAGCGGGACUCGCCGGCUGGCACCGCGCACGGCGGCCACCGAGCGGCCCAGCGCCUGCGGCACCUCGAGAGCGCCCUGGAGAACAGCACCCAGUGGCUGCUGAAGCUGGAGAGCUACAUCCAGACGGGCAUGAAGCCGGAGGUGGCGCAGGCAGCGGUGCAGAACCAAACCGCCACCAUGCUGGAGAUCGGCAGCAGCCUCCUCAACCAGAGCGCGGCGCAGAGCCGCAAGCUCACCGACGUGGAGGCCCAGGUGCUGAACCAGACGUCACGCAUCGAGAUGCAGCUGCAGGAGAACUCGCUGUCCACCACCAAGCUGGAGAAGCAGCUCCUGCUGCAGACCAACGAGAUCCACAAGCUGCAGAACAGGAACAACAUCCUGGAGGUGCGGGUGCUGGAGAUGGAGACCAAGCACCAGGAGGAGCUGGAAGGGGCCCGCUCCGAGAAGGAGAAGCUGCAGCGGUUGCUGAGCCGGCAGAGCGGCACCAUCGAGGAGCUGGAGAAGUCUCUGCUGGCCACCAGUGCCAACACCAGCCUGCUCCAGCGCCAGCAGCUCCAGCUCCUCGAGGCCGUGCAGAGCCUGGUGCGCCUCGUGUCGCAGGGCAGAGCCACGCUGCCGGGGCAGGAGCAGCAGUUCCAGGACUGUGCCGAGAUGCACCGGGCCGGCAUCCGCACCAGCGGUGUCUACACCCUGCACAUCAGCAACCUCAGCGAGCCCAAAAAGGCGUACUGCGACAUGGAGACAGACGGCGGCGGCUGGACCGUCAUCCAGCUCCGUGCCAACGGCAGCCUCAGCUUCCAGAGGAGCUGGAGGGAGUACAGACAGGGGUUUGGGGAUGCUGCAGGCGAGCACUGGCUGGGUAACGAGGCCGUGCACCUCCUGACGAGCCAGGGCCCCUAUGCCCUGCGCGUGGAGCUGCGGGACUGGGAGGGCGGCCAGGUCUAUGCCCACUACGGGAAGUUCCAGCUGGGGAGCGAGCGGCAGCUCUACAGGCUGUCACUGCAGGACUACAGCGGCACGGCCGGGCAGCAGAGCGGGUUGGCACUGCAGGGCACCCGCUUCAGCACCCGCGACGCCGACAACGACAACUGCCUCUGCAAGUGUGCCCAGAUGCUGUCGGGAGGCUGGUGGUUUGAUGCCUGUGGGCUCUCCAACCUGAACGGCAUCUACUACCCCGCGCGGCACAACAUCCGCAAGCUCAACGGCAUCCGCUGGCACCACUUCCAGGGGCCCAGCUACUCCCUGAAGGGCACCCGCAUGCUCAUCCGCCCUGCCGGCUUCUAGCGCCUCCGCCCGGAGCAGGGCCACCGGGACAAGGGGUGGUUCAUGGGGAACCACCAGAUCCCACCUCCCUUCUCUUCCCAUCCUUCUGUUGGGACUCCUGGGUUUACCCCAGGAUGGGGUCCAAGGCCCACCAGGACCCCCUGCACACGCACCCAGGCUCCAAGGCACGCCAGGGCUUUGCCUUUUCUGUCUUUGGGCGUUGCAAAGCUCCCCGUGGUCCUUUUUCCCCAUGGGAUCAGGGGAGCUGGAGGGGAUGGGGAUCCUCAUGAUGGAGGCCGGUGUUGGCAGAGCCCUGGGAUGGGGUUGAGGGGUUGCAGUUU